Molecule: messenger RNA, 1680 nt
Organism: Coregonus sp. 'balchen'
Lineage: Eukaryota; Metazoa; Chordata; Actinopteri; Salmoniformes; Salmonidae
Source: the annotation of a GenBank genome assembly
AUGGAGAAUACUACUGACAACUCUCAAGAUGUCUUCAAUUUCACACAGAGUGAAGUUCUGACCAAUAUGCCACAGAACUCCAUUGAAGUACAAGUUAUAACAAUUGUUCUCGCACUUAUAAUAUGCGGAGUUGGGAUAGCGGGGAAUAUUAUGGUGGUAUUGGUUGUGCUGCGCACCAAGCACAUGAUGACCCCUACUAACUGUUACCUUGUCAGUCUGGCUAUUGCGGACCUUGUCGUCCUAUUAGCGGCAGGUUUACCGAAUAUUUCCGAAGUAGUCGACUCUUGGAUAUACGGUUACGCUGGGUGCCUUUGUAUCACAUACCUGCAAUAUCUGGGUAUCAAUGUAUCAUCCUGCUCCAUCACAGCCUUCACCAUUGAGCGUUACAUUGCUAUCUGCCACUCCAUCAAGGCGCAAUUUAUUUGCACCGUGUCUCGGGCAAAGAGGAUAAUUGCCUGUGUAUGGGUUUUCACCUCGCUGUACUGCAUAAUGUGGUUCUUUUUAGUGGACACGAACGAAACCGUCUACGCCGAUGGGGUGGUGGUCAGCUGUGGCUACCGUGUCUCAAGAAACCUCUACAUGCCAAUUUACUUUCUAGACUUUACUUUGUUUUACGUCUUCCCUCUCAUUGUGGCUACUGUGCUGUACGGUCUCAUCGCAAGGAUAUUAUUUAUGAGCCCCUUGCCAACCAAUCUCAACGACAGAAGUGAAGGUUCUAUACACCAGGGGCGCUCCACCAGCACCGUCAAGGUGUCGGGCAAAUCGAACAAGGGUGCAGUGACGUCAAGAAAACAGGUAAGGCUACAAUUUGUAAAUUAUUGUGGAAAAUAGUAAUUAUUGCUUUAUAAAGGCUAUUAAAUUGACAAAAUAGUGUACAAAAUGUGUUCAAAAAAUAAUUUAGGCAACAAUAUAAAAAAUGAUGUUCACUUUGAAAGUUUAUCAAUGUUUAUAAAUGUAGUGUGUAGUUUAUCUACACAAUGCAGGCUAGUGCGUAGUUCAUCAAUGUAGUGUGGAGGAUACAGAAGCAGGCUCGUAGUAAUGGUUUCAAAGUUAAUAGCAUUCUGUUAUUAUCACCUUACAUUAAUUAUAGCUUUGUUUACCAUCAUUAGACUGUUCCACUCUACACCAAAAAAUAAAAUGGUUUUGUCUUUGCAAUUUGAAAUGUAGGCCUAAAGGCCCUUUCAUCAGUCAAACAAACAACCAGGAACUUUUGAGUCAAUUAUUAUGACACUGUAGUAACAUUUACAGUAUUAUGAAGAACCUGAAUAUUAGAACACCAUUUUCUUUCUCCCCAUAAUUUAGGUUACUAAGAUGCUAGCAGUGGUGGUGAUUCUUUUCUCCCUGCUCUGGAUGCCAUACCGGACACUGGUGGUGGUCAACUCUUUCAUGGACCCACCCUACCUCAACACGUGGUUCCUGCUCUUCUGCCGCAUGUGCAUCUACACCAACAGUGCCAUCAACCCUAUCAUCUACAACCUGAUGUCUCAGAAGUUCCGGGCCGCCUUCAAAAAGCUUUGCAAGUGCAAGGGCCAAGACCCAGAGAAAGUUACCAAGUACAGUGUGCCAGUGUAUUACAGUGUCAUGAAGGACUCUUCCCAUGAGACUCAUGAGCAGACAGAGCAGGAGGAUGUCAGCAGCUUUGGUAACACUGGUGGUAAGAGGGUCAACUUCACAGAUGAG